This is a messenger RNA of Varroa destructor (honeybee mite), 3136 nucleotides long. RefSeq lists its product as uncharacterized. Gene Ontology annotation, cellular component: extracellular region. Lineage: Eukaryota; Metazoa; Arthropoda; Arachnida; Mesostigmata; Varroidae. Gene Ontology annotation, molecular function: chitin binding. The record is from RefSeq and is a predicted model, not a curated record.
AACACGCGUCUUCUGUGAGCCACAAAAGAGUAGCCACGAGGUUCAAUGAAGUAGCGUACUGACAUCGGCAGGCGCAUUCAUCACUUCGGACUAAAAAAAACAGCGAAAAGGCUUUACUGUUUUCCGCAGGUUACACAGGUGCUUUAUGAACUGUCCUUAUCAUAGUUGUGUUUAACGCACAUGUGUGGGUAUGCAUUGAGACUGAACUCUUUCUGUAAACAGAUUGUGGCCACUUCUACGUUCGCGUUAUUGGAAUACUGUCUGUGUCGUCGUUUGUGACCGUGUUGGCCCCGGGUUUUUCAUAUCGUGUGUUCAUCUGCGCCUUAGGUCUGGGGUGAUCCUACCUCCAAUCGAUCAGUGCACCAUUUCGGAACUACUAACAUCACCGCUAGUAGGCAGUAUUGAGCCUGUGGAGAUAUAAAAAAAUGAAGCUAUUUAUCGCCCUGACGGCCUCAACUCUUCUUGCAGUGGCAGAUUGCCAGUAUCGCCGCAUUAAGUACCGUGAAGACAACUAUUAUGAGCAACUCUACAAGCGUCGUAUGGCCGAGGAGCAAAUGCAAAAGUUCUCGCAGACAGCAUUUCAGCGACGACUGGGUCUGGCAUACGCAUCGAAAUUCCCUAUACUUCCGCCGCGUCUACGUUUCAACGCUCGCUCUAAGGACAAAGACAACGACGAUAUCGAUCUUAGCUCGACUAACCUCAGUCCGUCCGCGAUCCUCUGGGAGUUGCCUCGAAAACACUUCAACAGGAUUCUCGACUCAGGCACCACGGUAGCUCCUCCUGAAAAGUUGAUGCGGCCUCGACCAACCCGUCCCCCCGCCUACUCCCUCGAUGGCUUUGUACCAAAACCUUCAACGUCCAACCUCGAGCUGACAGCUGUGCAUCCCCCCGUAUCUCUAUCCGGAGCUAGCACCAGCAACUCCGCUAGCAGUACAAGCACUUCAGUUUUAACCAUUAAUGGCAAGAAGAGUUCUUCAUCCUCAAAAUCGUCUGUCUGGGGCGACGCUUUUCUCUUUCGUGAAGGAAAGAAGUCACGAGGCAAAAAGGAGAAGGAGCGUACCAAGCAGGAGCUUCUAACCAGAAGGUUCAAGUCGGGAUCAGCUUCAAGUAGACGUCGUUCGAGCAAAAAAGGUAUUCCUGGCGUGGAUUAUCCCGACUAUGUGCAAAUCCCGGAAACAAACUUCAGUUGUGAGAACAAAAAAAUAGCUGGAAUGUAUGCCGACAAGGAAGCUGGAUGUCAGGUAUGGCACAUCUGUACGGGUGUCAGCAAGGUCACCAAAGCCCGUCACUCGUUCCUUUGCGCAGCUGGUACAAUCUUCAGCGAAAAAAAGGGUGUCUGCGAUUGGUGGUAUAAUGUACAAUGCUAAAGCCGUCCCCGCUAGACUCUACAAACAGCCCUCAUAAUCGUAUCCGUCAUUUGACCUUUACUUCAUCUUGCAAGAGAUGUUGACAAAUCUGCGAUAUAACAAGUCGACCUCGACAAGCCGAGCACUCCUUGUUAGCGGGACUCUCAAGAGAAAGAUGUCAACGAACGCACUAUACUAUUACUAUUAGACCAGCCCGAGCGAGUCCUGACGUGACGGGUCUUGUCGAAUAACACGAGAUGGACAUCGCAACAGUAUAAGCCAUGAAGACGUUUAUGAAGCUUCUGAACCCGUAACCCCCGAUUUCCCAAAUAUCAGCCUUUUCCAAACAAUAUCUAGAAGAAUUAGAACGAUAUCAUCAUCUGUCAGCAUCAACAGUACCAUGUGCCACUACUACAUCGACUGCCACUCACGUACCCACCGGGCAUCCCUCAGAGAACGGCGAAAAACGCUGCAAGACCAUAGGAAGAACGCGAAUCAAAAACACACACACACACACACACACACACACACUUAUACACAUACGCAUUCGCAAAAUACGAAGGGACGGCAAAACAAACAGACAGAGGAACAACGACAAAAAUAACAGCGACUAUUCAUACUCAUUCAUAAAGCGUAUGCAUGCAUAGAAAUCAUCGACCAAGUAUCACUUGUUAUUAAACGCUGAAUUCAAACUGGCCGAUUCAUUCAAUAUUAGUAAAUCAGCCGAGUUCAAACGUCGUCAGACCACGAGCCAAUCCUAUGUGUAACAUUAUGUCCUAUACGCGUGCUCUGAUCAAUCGCCGUAUCUAUUAACUUAUACGUGAAUGUGACAUUUUGUACUCCAGUAUCUAUAUGUAUACAUAUAUCUACUAUAACGGCACAACGAAGAGAAAGCACAAAUUUGUUACCAGAUAUAAUAUAUUGUAACAAAGAGCAAUAGACGAAAAAAAAAAAGCUGGAGAACGUGUCACGCUUACGAUAUGAAACAUUGUAGUGGAGAUUGAAGUGUAGUACACAAAAAGAACGAAAAAAACAAAACAAAAAAAAACUGUGGUGAUGCAAUGGUGAGCAAGAGCGAGACAUCACAGUAUUAAUCAGAUAUACAUUUGAGAUUAUUCUGUGUAUAAUACUACAUACAUAUGAGUACCUAUAUACAUAAUGCCGUGUUAUUUUUUCGUUAGGUACGUGUAUAUAGAAGGGAUGUUGAUAUAAACAUAUGUGACCAUUUACAAUGAGACUAUUUAGUUCGACAGGAAUUAUCUCUAACGUAACUUAGCGGCAAGUUGUGAACGUGUACUUCUCGAUUUUUCAAUACGUAGCUACUAAUGCUCACUCGAUCGAACUUUUUCUGAAAAAGGGGCAAGUUCGACACACCGUCAUGAUCAACUGUUGUUCUACGCAGGACUGCUCCGCUCUAAUAUUACGAUCGUAUCACUCUGUGUUCUCCCGUUCCACCGGAUUCAACGUCUUCAUUGCCAUUAGCACAAAAGGAAGUUACUACGUAGAAUCUGCGUAUUUCUUCUUCUUGGCCUCCAGAAUACCCUGAUACAGUUGUGAAAAAAAAAACUAUAUAUUUCAUAGUAUAGUUAUUAGUGCCAAGGAACAAAACCUAUAUUUUACAUUGAGUUCUCCUAUGAUCAGUUGUCAUGAGCAGCUGAAUCGUCUACUUUAUAAAAAGACAAAGAUCGAAUCUUGGGAAGACAUUUCGUCCUAAUUUGAUAUAGAGAAUAGAGUCCAACAGGCAGUUUGCUUGAAAGAUAAAGCUCAUCUUUGAUAAAUAAUAUAAAUUA